GCUGGUUGACUGUAUGGAUCCUGACUGCUGUUUGCAGAGUUCUUGCCAAAACCAGCCUUAUUGUCGUGGACUACCUGAUCCCCAAGAUAUUAUCAGCCAAAGCCAACAGUCUCCGUCACAGCAAGCCGCCAAAGCAUUUUAUGACCGGAUCAGUUUCCUCAUUGGGGCAGACAGCACUCAUGUCAUACCUGGGGAAAGUCCUUUUAACAAAAGUCUUGCAUCCGUCAUAAGGGGCCAAGUAUUAACUGCUGAUGGAACGCCGCUUAUUGGAGUCAAUGUCUCCUUUCUACACUAUCCAGAUUAUGGAUAUACAAUCACUCGCCAAGAUGGAAUGUUUGAUUUGGUAGCAAAUGGUGGUGCCUCCCUGACACUAGUGUUUGAGCGAUCACCGUUCCUGACACAGUAUCACACAGUAUGGAUUCCCUGGAAUGUAUUUUAUGUCAUGGAUACCCUGGUCAUGAAGAAGGAAGAAAAUGACAUUCCUAGUUGUGAUCUGAGCGGAUUUGUGAGGCCAAACCCUGUUAUUGUGUCAUCACCUUUAUCUACCUUCUUCAGAAUUUCUCCUGAAGAUAGUCCUGUCAUCCCAGAGACACAGGUGCUUCAUGAAGAAACGACAAUACCAGGGACCGAUUUGAAGUUAUCAUACUUAAGUUCCAGGGCUGCAGGAUAUAAAUCUGUUCUGAAGAUUACUAUGACCCAGUCUGUUAUACCAUUUAAUUUAAUGAAGGUUCAUCUUAUGGUGGCAGUGGUGGGAAGACUUUUCCAAAAGUGGUUCCCUGCAUCCCCAAAUCUGGCUUACACUUUCAUAUGGGAUAAAACUGAUGCAUACAACCAGAGAGUCUAUGGAUUAUCUGAAGCUGUUGUGUCUGUAGGAUAUGAAUAUGAGUCUUGCUUGGAUCUAACUCUCUGGGAAAAGCGUACUGCCAUUUUGCAGGGUUAUGAACUGGAUGCCUCCAACAUGGGUGGCUGGACGUUGGAUAAGCAUCAUGUUUUGGAUGUUCAGAAUGGAAUUCUCUACAAAGGAAAUGGUGAAAAUCAAUUUAUAUCUCAGCAACCCCCAAUUGUUAGUAGCAUUAUGGGCAAUGGAAGACGUCGCAGCAUCUCCUGUCCAAGUUGUAAUGGUCAAGCUGAUGGUAAUAAAUUGCUGGCUCCAGUUGCCUUAGCUUGUGGGAUAGAUGGCAGUCUUUACGUGGGGGAUUUCAACUACGUUCGGCGGAUAUUCCCAUCUGGAAAUGUAACUAGUGUUCUGGAACUAAGAAAUAAAGAUUUUAGACAUAGCAACAACCCUGCUCACAGAUACUACCUCGCAACUGACCCCGUGACAGGAGAUUUGUACGUUUCCGACACAAACACUCGCAGGAUUUAUCGUCCCAAGUCACUCACGGGUGCGAAAGACCUGACCAAAAAUGCUGAGGUAAUAGGAGGAACAGGGGAGCAGUGCCUACCAUUUGAUGAGGCAAGGUGUGGUGAUGGAGGCAAGGCGGUGGAGGCAACUCUCAUGAGCCCUAAAGGAAUAGCAAUUGACAAGAACGGGUUAAUCUACUUUGUUGAUGGGACCAUGAUCAGAAAAGUGGAUCAGAAUGGAAUAAUAUCAACUCUGCUUGGCUCCAAUGACCUCACCUCAGCACGACCAUUGACCUGUGAUACCAGCAUGCACAUCAGCCAGGUUCGUCUGGAGUGGCCUACAGAUUUAGCUAUCAACCCAAUGGAUAACUCCAUCUAUGUUUUGGAUAACAACGUGGUGUUGCAGAUCACUGAAAACCGUCAGGUUCGCAUUGCUGCAGGGAGGCCGAUGCAUUGCCAGGUUCCUGGAGUGGAGUACACAGUGGGAAAGCACGCUGUACAGACCACGCUGGAGUCAGCAACCGCCAUUGCCGUGUCCUACAGUGGGGUACUUUAUAUUACAGAAACUGAUGAAAAGAAGAUUAAUAGGAUAAGACAGGUCACAACUGAUGGAGAGAUCUCAUUAGUUGCUGGAAUACCCUCAGAGUGUGACUGCAAAAACGAUGUCAACUGUGACUGUUACCAAAACGGAGAUGGCUAUGCUAAAGAUGCCAAACUUAAUGCCCCUUCCUCUUUAGCUGUGUCUCCAGAUGGCACCCUGUACAUUGCUGAUCUCGGAAAUAUUAGGAUACGGGCUGUGUCAAAGAACAAACCCUCACUGAAUUCAGUGAACUUUUAUGAAGUUGCUUCUCCAACUGACCAAGAGCUUUAUAUCUUUGAUAUCAAUGGAACUCACCAGUAUACUGUGAGUUUAGUCACCGGAGACUACCUGUACAAUUUUAGCUACAGUAAUGAUAAUGACAUUACUGCAGUGACAGAUAGCAAUGGGAAUACACUUCGUAUCAGACGGGAUCCCAACCGGAUGCCAGUAAGAGUGGUCUCUCCUGAUAACCAAGUCAUAUGGUUGACGAUAGGCACUAACGGGUGUUUGAAAAGCAUGACUGCACAAGGGCAGGAGCUUGUCUUAUUUACCUACCAUGGCAACAGUGGACUUCUGGCAACUAAAAGUGAUGAGACUGGAUGGACCACUUUUUUUGACUACGAUAGUGAGGGCCGUCUCACAAAUGUUACAUUCCCGACUGGAGUUGUCACUAACCUUCACGGGGAAAUGGAGAGGGCCAUUACAGUGGACAUUGAGUCAUCCAGCAGAGAGGAAGAUGUCAGCAUCACUUCCAACUUAUCAUCAAUUGAUUCUUUCUAUACUAUGGUUCAAGAUCAGUUAAGAAAUAGCUACCAGAUUGGUUACGAUGGCUCACUGAGAAUCCUGUACGCCAGCGGCUUGGACUCACACUAUCAGACAGAGCCACACGUGUUGGCUGGCACCGCCAACCCAACAGUGGCAAAGAGAAACAUGACCCUCCCGGGGGAAAAUGGGCAGAACCUGGUGGAGUGGCGAUUCCGGAAGGAGCAAGCCCAGGGAAAAGUCAAUGUGUUUGGCCGAAAGCUCCGGGUUAAUGGCAGAAACCUCCUUUCAGUUGACUUUGAUCGAACCACAAAGACAGAAAAGAUCUACGAUGACCACCGUAAAUUUCUGCUGAGGAUUGCCUACGACACGUCAGGGCACCCCACUCUGUGGCUACCAAGCAGCAAGCUGAUGGCUGUCAAUGUUACCUAUUCAUCCACAGGUCAAAUAGGCAGCAUACAGCGAGGGACGACUAGUGAAAAAAUAGAGUAUGAUGGACAGGGAAGGAUAGUGUCUAGAGUGUUUGCUGAUGGGAAAACUUGGAGUUACACAUAUUUGGAAAAGUCAAUGGUUCUUCUGCUUCAUAGCCAACGGCAGUAUAUCUUUGAAUAUGAUUUGUUGGAUCGGCUUUCUGCUGUCACCAUGCCCAGUGUUGCUCGUCAUACCAUGCAGACUAUCCGCUCCAUUGGCUAUUACCGGAAUAUAUACAACCCCCCGGAAAGUAAUGCUUCUGUUAUAAUGGACUACAAUGAAGAAGGGCAGCUCCUUCAAACUGCUUUCCUGGGGACAAGCCGAAGAGUAUUAUUCAAGUACAGACGGCAGACCAAGCUCUCAGAAAUUUUAUAUGAUAGUACAAGAGUUAGUUUUACUUACGACGAGACAGCAGGAGUCCUGAAAACAGUAAACCUCCAAAGCGAUGGUUUUAUCUGCACCAUUAGAUACAGGCAAAUUGGCCCAUUGAUUGACAGACAGAUUUUCCGCUUUAGUGAAGACGGAAUGGUAAAUGCCCGAUUUGACUACAGCUAUGACAAUAGCUUCAGAGUGACUAGCAUGCAGGGUGUCAUCAAUGAAACCCCAUUGCCUAUUGAUCUCUACCAGUUUGAUGAUAUCUCUGGCAAAGUUGAACAAUUUGGAAAAUUUGGAGUUAUAUAUUAUGAUAUUAACCAGAUCAUUUCGACAGCUGUAAUGACCUACACAAAACACUUUGAUGCACAUGGCCGCAUCAAGGAAAUUCAGUAUGAAAUAUUUCGGUCAUUAAUGUACUGGAUUACAAUUCAGUAUGAUAACAUGGGACGAGUGACAAAAAGAGAAAUUAAGAUCGGGCCAUUUGCCAACACCACAAAAUAUGCUUAUGAAUAUGACGUAGAUGGUCAGCUCCAGACAGUUUAUCUGAAUGAAAAAAUAAUGUGGCGGUACAACUACGACCUGAAUGGCAACCUCCACUUGCUCAACCCCAGUAGCAGUGCGCGUUUGACGCCACUUCGCUAUGACCUGAGAGACAGAAUAACUCGACUAGGUGAUGUUCAGUACCGAUUAGAUGAAGAUGGAUUUCUGCGUCAGAGGGGUACUGAAAUCUUUGAAUACAGUUCAAAGGGCCUUCUGACUCGAGUUUAUAGCAAAGGCAGUGGAUGGACGGUAAUUUACCGUUAUGAUGGACUUGGACGACGAGUUUCCAGUAAAACUAGCCUUGGACAGCAUCUCCAGUUUUUUUACGCAGACCUUACUUAUCCAACCAGGAUAACUCAUGUUUAUAACCACUCAAGUUCUGAAAUCACAUCUCUCUACUACGAUCUGCAAGGACACCUUUUUGCCAUGGAAAUUAGCAGUGGAGACGAGUUUUACAUUGCAUCAGACAACACAGGGACCCCACUGGCUGUUUUCAGUAGCAAUGGUCUCAUGCUUAAACAAAUCCAAUACACUGCUUAUGGAGAGAUCUAUUUCGACUCUAACCUUGACUUCCAGCUGGUAAUCGGAUUCCACGGAGGCUUAUACGACCCACUGACCAAGCUAGUCCACUUCGGAGAAAGAGAUUAUGACAUACUGGCAGGCCGGUGGACAACACCUGAUAUUGAAAUCUGGAAGAGAAUUGGGAAGGAUGCAGCUCCUUUUAAUUUGUACAUGUUUAGAAAUAACAACCCAGCCAGCAAAAUACAUGAUGUGAAGGAUUAUAUCACAG
Molecule: messenger RNA, 4862 nt
Organism: Nestor notabilis (Kea)
Lineage: Eukaryota; Metazoa; Chordata; Aves; Psittaciformes; Psittacidae
Gene: TENM3
Product: teneurin transmembrane protein 3
Exons: 14
Biological process (GO): heterophilic cell-cell adhesion; neuron development
Cellular component (GO): neuron projection
Molecular function (GO): cell adhesion molecule binding; protein homodimerization activity; protein heterodimerization activity
Source: RefSeq, a predicted model, not a curated record